Molecule: messenger RNA, 3366 nt
Organism: Paramecium tetraurelia
Lineage: Eukaryota; Ciliophora; Oligohymenophorea; Peniculida; Parameciidae
Exons: 7
Biological process (GO): phospholipid translocation
Cellular component (GO): plasma membrane
Molecular function (GO): ATP binding; magnesium ion binding; ATPase-coupled intramembrane lipid carrier activity
Source: RefSeq, a predicted model, not a curated record
AUGGAUUCUCAUUCGUAUAACAAUGAAAGAACAAUUAAAAAAUGGGGCUUGAUAACAGUUAGACCGCCUGCUCAUUAAAUGAAUGACAGAUCAAUCGUAUCAAACGUCCCUGAUAUGGCUGUACCUGACAACAUGAUCACAACAUCAAAAUACUCCUCGAUUAUUACAUUCAUCCCAUUAAAUUUGAUAGAGCAAUUCUCAAAGUUGGCUAAUGUUUACUUUUUGGUUAUUGCUAUAAUGCAGAUGAUCUCAGCAAUUAGCAUAACAAAUGGUUAACCUGUGAUUAUGGGGCCAUUAUCAAUAGUUGUUUGCAUUUCAAUGAUCAAGGAUUUUGUUGAGGAUUACUAGAGACGCAAAUCAGACAAUGCAGAAAACACACGCAAAACCUACUUAAUUCGCACAAAUGAAGUUCCCAGAGAAGCUCAAUGGAGUGAAUUAAGGAUUGGAGAUCUAAUCAAGGUUUAGAAGGAUGAACAAAUACCUGCUGACAUCUUAUUAAUGCAAACAUCAGAUAAGAAAGGGAAUGCCUUUAUUGAAACAAAAAAUUUAGAUGGGGAAACCAAUUUGAAAUGCAAAAAUAUUCAAAAAAAUCUAAAGUAACUGUAAGAACAAAGUGAGGAUGCUCUAUUGGCAUUGAGAAUGACCAUAAAAUAUGAACGGCCAAAUCCGUAUUUGUAUCAAUUCACUGGAUCUGCUGAAAUUAAUAAUUAACAAAUUCCUCUUAGUGAGAAAAAUUUCAUUUUAAGAGGUUGUGUUUUAAGGAAUGUCAAUUAUAUCUAUGGAGUUGUUUGUUAUAACGGACAUGACUCAAAGAUUAUGCUUAAUUCAAUUAAGGCAUAGCCUAAGCGCAGUCAUUUAGAACGAACAAUGAAUUGGUUCAUUAUUGUGAUUUUUCUAUUAUAAAUGUUCAUGUGUGGAUUAGGAGGCUAUUUGAAUUCUUCAUGGUAGCAGAUUCAUAAUUCAUAAUUAUCAUAUUUGGAUAUCUUGAUUACAGAUCCAGAGCAUAAUUUUGUUAAAAAUCUAUUCAUAAAAUGGGGUAAUUGGAUUCUCAUUUUCACCAACUUCGUUCCAAUCUCAUUGCUUGUCUCAUUAGAAAUGGUUAAAUAUUUCUAAGGAAUGUUGAUAACCCAGGAUUAAGGAACAUAUUCAGCUGAAUAUGAUAUAAAAACAGCAGUCUAAUCAUCCAAUCUGAAUGAGGAACUUGGUUAAGUGGAUUACAUAUUUUCUGAUAAAACAGGAACAUUGACAAAGAACCAAAUGGAUUUCAAAUGUCUCACAGUCAAUAAAAAGUCAUAUGGAAAAGAAGCAACCUUAACAAAUGAAGAAGUGUCCAAAUUAGCUUAAGUUUCAAAUGUUGAUUUCAGAGAUAAAGCCUUCUUUAAUGAUUUGAAUUAAACUCCAGGGAAGGGACCACUUCAUGAGUUCUUGCUUUGUCUAUCAUUAUGUCAUACUGUUGUUACUGAAAAUAAAAAUAGUCAGCUACUUUACUAAGCCUCAUCCCCUGAUGAAUUGGCCUUGGUCAAUUUUGCAAGAUAUUGCGGUUAUACCUUUGAGGGAUUAGAUGCAUCAAACAGCAUGGUAGUAAAUAUUAAGGGGGACAUCAAGAAUUAUCAAUUGUUGCAUGUACUUGAAUUCAAUAGUACAAGAAAGAGAGUAUCUGUAAUCGUUUAGGAUCAAGCCAAUCAAAUUAUCCUGUAUACAAAGGGAGCUGAUUCUGUUAUUGAACCAUUAAUGAAACCUGUUGUUCCUUAAUUAAAAGAGAAAACUUGGAAUGAUCUAUAAGAAUUUGCAUCGAUUGGCUUAAGAACUCUUCUAUUAACAAGGAGAAUAUUGCCUCUGUCCACUUAUAAAGAAUGGGAAAAAAGCUAUCUACAAGCUUGUUCUGCUAUAUAAAAUCGAGAGAACUUAAUGAUGGAGUCUCAAGCAAAAAUAGAAUAAGAAUUAGAACUUAUAGGGGGAACAGCCAUUGAAGAUAAAUUAUAAGAAGAUGUAGGCCCAACCAUUUAAUACUUAAAAGAUGCAGGUAUUAAAGUGUGGGUAUUGACUGGAGAUAAAAUAGAAACUGCUAUCAAUAUUGGUUAUUCUUGCUAAUUAUUGAAUGAUUCCUUAUAAUAAAUCAUAGUUGAUGGAAAUGAUGAAUAAGUUAUUAGAAAUGAAUUAGAAAAGGCUAUCCAAAAAAGCCAAAAUAAUAAUAAAAAUGCAUUGGUGAUCUCUGGCAACGCUUUAAUCAUAGCUAUGAAACCGGAACUUUCAUUAAAAGUAAUGUAAAUUGCUGAAAGAUGUGAGGCUGUAGUAGCUUGUAGAGUUUCACCAAAAUAAAAAUAAGAAAUCGUCUCCUUAGUUAGAUAAAAUAAACCUAAUGUUACUACUCUUGCCAUUGGAGAUGGUGCUAAUGAUGUCAACAUGAUUACAGCUGCUCAUAUUGGAGUUGGAAUUAAAGGAGUAGAAGGCUAGCAAGCAGCUAGGGCUUCUGAUUAUGCUGUUGGGGAAUUCAGAAUACUUAAAAGGUUAACACUUUAUCAUGGAAGAGAGAGUUAUAGGAAAAACUCAACUCUUGUAAAUUACAAUUUUUAUAAAAAUAUGCUUCUAGUCCUACCUCAAUAUUGGUGGGCUGUAAAUAAUGGAUUUUCGGCUGUUAUGUUUUAUGACUAGUUACUCUAUUAAAGUUACAACCUAUUUUUCACUAGUCUUCCUAUUGUAUUAUAUGCUAUUUUCGAUGAAGAAUUUUCUGGUGAUGUUCUCACUUCAAACCCCAGUCUUUAUGACAUAGGAAUUAAACACAAAUUAUUCAAUGUUAAAAUAUUCUUGUAUUGGGUCAUUAAUGGCACCAUCUAAGCUGGCAUCUUAUCAUACCUAACCUUCCGAAGUUAUGAAGCCUCAUCUAUUUAUAAUGGCAUGACGGCUGGCUUAUGGACUACUGGUGCCAUUGUGUUAGGAUAUUCAGUACUGAAUAGCAAUAUCAAAAUUAUUCUAUUUAGUAACACCUACUCUAUUGGAGUUAUUGUCGGGCUUUUCGGAUCUGUCUUCAUAUAUCUCUUGUUAUUUAUUUUAGUUUCAGAGAAAAUGCCAAAAUCUGAUAUGUCAAAUAGCCAAAGUGCUAGCUUUUGUCAUAUGAAAUUCUACUUGACUUCGUUAUUAGCUAUCGGAGCUACAUCCAUUUUUGACUUGGCUCUGACUAAAUUAGCUCAGUGGUCUUAAUAUGCCCAGGCAGUAAUCUAACACGAUAAACACAUUGAAUUACAAGAUGAGCAAUAAUUGCACCAGCCUUCCCCAAAUACACAAUUUUAAUUGAAUAACUCCUCAGUUCCCAAAUCCCCAAUCAAACGAGGCUACACAGGUUUUGCAUUUUCUUAGGAAGAACAUUGA